Rotaria sordida is the source of this 2260-nucleotide messenger RNA. The record is from the annotation of a GenBank genome assembly. NCBI's taxonomy places the organism in Eukaryota, Metazoa, Rotifera, Eurotatoria, Philodinida, Philodinidae.
AUGAUGACUCAUCAAUCAGAGAAGCUCAACGGCAAUGAAAGUUCAAGUGAUGAUGAAUCAAUGGCACAAGGUUCUCCUGUCAAUGAUGACAGAAAUGAUGAUGAUUAUGUCAAUGUUGAAUUUAAUGAUCUGAAUGAAGAAGAGAAAGAAAAUCCACAUAUGGACAGUGGUAUCACAGCUGAGUCAAACGACGAUGAUGAAUCACUACGUGUUGAUGAAACAACUGAUCCUGAAUCAAUGGAUGAAGAUACAUGCCAUGCUUUUUAUGAACUUGAACAUCAAAAAGAAAAAGCGAUGGAACAAUUAUCAAAUGUAUUUCAACUGUUGAACAUAGACCCGAUCCAUGACAGAUCAGCAGUAUUAUCCAUUCGAGCCAAAGUCGAUGAGGUAUAUAGAAAACUUAAUCGAUUAUGUGACGUAUUAGAUGAAAAAUCUCAAGUUUCAUAUGAUCCAAAUCCUCAUGGAUUAAUGAUAUGUGAAUCAAAUGAUCUUUUGGAUGGAUUAAAGAAGUUUAAAUCAAAGCCAAAUCAGGCUCGACGAUCGCUUGUUCUUCGAAAAAAUAAUGGGAUAUUAGCCUAUCCACAAUGUCUACGAGGAAAUAUUCCUUUAUCUGAUUCAACAAUUGAUGCUGUAGUCAAUUUCUAUCGUGAAGAUGGUAUUAGUCGAACCUCAUCCAAUUCCAAAGACACAAUUAAAAUUAAAGGACAACCAGUGGCAGUUCGGUUUUUAGAAAUGAGUGUCUUGGAUGCUUAUCAUAUCUUCAAUGAACGACAUCCUGGAACUGUUGCAAGAUCAACUUUUAAUGCUCUUCGUCCACGUGAAGUAAAAACUGUAACACCACAUGAAACGUGCAUGUGUAUUAUACAUGAGAACAUGGAUCUAUUACUGAAGGUUUGUACCAGCUGUAUAUUGAUUCGAAUGUAACGUAGCUUUAUUACAGGGAUGGAACAACUACUACCGAAAAUGUGUCAAUGCAGGUUCUUUGUCAACUGGUGGCAAGGUCAAUAUGAAAGAUCUAAUUACUCAAAUGGUUUACACUGUCUCGAAUGAAAAGUGCUUUAAUGGUGAAUGUGAUGAAUGUCCAACUGAAAGCAUCGCAGAUAUUCUCACAGAUAACAAUAUGAUCGAUUUGGAUGACGAAUGUUCAUGGAAUUUGUGGAAGAAAGUCAAUAACAAGUUCGACCUUCAACAGAUGUCUGGCUCAACUGACUCUUUAUUAACGGAAAUUGAAGAAAGAUGGUCUCCAUUCUUGCUUCACACACACAUUAAUCGCGAACAACGUGAAUAUAUCAAAGAGCUACGCUGUCAAUCAACAGAAAAGACUUUCGUUGUUGCUCAAAUAGAUUUUUCAAUGAAUUAUACAUUGAUGCGUCAGCGUGAAGUUCAACAAGGGUUUUUUAGUCAGCACCAAGUUACCUUAUUUACAAUUCAUCUGACCAUUGGAAAAGAACAACGAAAUUUAGCGAUCAUCAGUGAUUAUAUGGAACACACAACGGUAUUCGUACACUGUGUACAAAAAAUUCUCACUCGAUUUAUCAAGAAAAAUUUUCCGUUGGUAAAGAAGAUGAAUUAUGUGAGGUAAGUUUUACUGUUUUUGAAGUUUAUGUAUGACGUCCAUCCUUUCCUUUUCUUUAGCGAUGGUGCGUGUGCAUAUUUCAAAAACAAUGCCAGCAUUUUGAACCUAAUCCACCACAAGAUCGAUUUUGAUUUGGAUGCUUGUUGGACAUUUACAGCUACAGGACAUGGUAAGGGUGGUGGCGAUGGAAUUGGUGCGGUACUCAAGUCCACGGCUAGACGUGCUACACUUUCCAAGAACAUUCUCAUGUCAAAUGCAAAAGACUUCUACGAAUUCACCCAGAAACAACAACUUGAAACGGCAAGAAGAUCUAACAAGGAUAUUCCUGGUGUUCAUGUGUUCUUUCUUGAAUCAGGUAAAGUAGAAGAAGCGAAGAACAGUUAUCUGCAAGCUAGAAGCGAAAAAUUUCGAGCAGCUGGUGAGAAAGACUUUCUCUUCUAUUCCUUAAUGUCUGUAUUCACUUAGGUACAAUACAAGGCAUUCGAAGUAUGCAUGAAUUCAAACCAAUCAACAAUUCAACUGUUCAAUAUAGUUUGACAUCUCGGUCAACAAAGAUCAGGACAUUUACAUUCAAAUAAAAAUCCUCUUUAUAUCUUUUUCAGUCAAUCAAAUUUUUUAAAAUCAACCCUGAUGAUGAUACUCACGAGGGAACCUUUUCAACUGUCCAAUCGCUUUUGAGUUCGA